Molecule: messenger RNA, 1552 nt
Organism: Neltuma alba
Lineage: Eukaryota; Viridiplantae; Streptophyta; Magnoliopsida; Fabales; Fabaceae
Product: serine carboxypeptidase-like 12
Exons: 14
Coding region: 2-1405 (467 amino acids)
Biological process (GO): secondary metabolic process; proteolysis
Molecular function (GO): serine-type carboxypeptidase activity; acyltransferase activity, transferring groups other than amino-acyl groups
Source: RefSeq, a predicted model, not a curated record
GAUGAGCUCAAACCACAGUGCGUCUAUCACAAAAAUGCUUCUCUUUGUUGUCCUCUUACAGAUUUGGUGUCGCCCUGCCAUGGCUUCGGCUUCAACAGUAGAGUUUCUUCCUGGCUUCCAUGGAUCCCUUCCUUUCCAUCUUGAAACUGGGUAUGUGGGAGUUGGGGAAGGAGAAGAAGUGCAAGUUUUCUAUUAUUUUAUUAAGUCAGAGAAUAAUCCUCAAGAAGAUCCUCUCCUUCUUUGGCAAUCUGGGGGUCCUGGUUGCUCUGGCUUCGUCGGACUUGUCCAUGAAAUAGGUCCACUUGCAUUUAUAAACCAACAAUACAAUGGGAGCUUGCCUAGCUUAGUCUUGAGGUCUCAGUCAUGGACUAAGGUAAGUAGUAUUAUCUUUGUAGAUUUACCUAUUGGAUCAGGCUUCACUUACACCAAAGCAAAAGGAGUUGUUGAGCAGAGUGAUUGGACCCUAAUUCAUCAUGCCCACCAAUUCUUGAGGAAGUGGCUGAUCAAUCAUCCGGAAUACAUGUCACAUAAAGUUUAUCCAGCGGGUGACUCCUAUGCUGGCAUUCUUAUCCCAGCCUUGUUUCAAGAAAUUUCACAUGCCAAUGAAAAUGGGGUUCAGCCACGGAUAAAUAUCCAGGGAUACAUACUGGGGAAUCCAGUGACAACAAAGCUUGAAAUAAAUUAUGCAAUCCCCUUUGCUCACGGAAUGGGACUCAUCUCUGAUGAACUUUACGAGUCAUUACAGCAGAACUGUAGAGGAAAUUACCAAAACAUAGAUCCCAGAAACUUGUUAUGUCUCAGAGAUUUCCAGUCAUUCCAAGAGUUAACUGCAGAAGUGGAUCAUGCUCAGAUUUUGGAACCAGCCUUUUGUGGUUAUGAUUUAAACUCGAUGCCCCAGGGAAGUACUAUUCUGAAGAGAUCCCUAACCCAGAAAGUGAAGGCCAGUGACUAUACCGCAUCAAGAUGUCGGAGAUACGAAUAUUUUGAAGCUGUAUAUUGGGCCAAUAAUGAUGACGUUCGCCAAGCACUCCAUGUUCGAAAGGGGACUGUAGGACAUUGGGAGCGUUGUCGUAAUAUUACAACUUACAAGUUUGAUAUCAAUAGCAGCUUUCAUUUUCACGUAAAUCUCAGUGCAAAAGGCUAUCGUUCUUUGAUAUACAGUGGGGAUCAUGACAUGAUAGUUUCUUUCUUAUCAACACAAGCAUGGAUCAGAUCUUUGAAUUACUCCAUUGUUCAUGACUGGAGACCUUGGCAUUUCAAUAGCCAGGUUGCUGGAUACACGAGGACGUACUCCAAUCGAAUGACAUUUGCAACUGUCAAGGGUGCAGGACAUACAGUUCCAGAGUUCAAACCUGAAGAAUGUCUUGCCAUGUUCAAGAGAUGGAUAGCUAACGAGAAUCUCUAGCAAUACUGCUAUCUUGUGAUGUAGUAUGUACCAAAUUGACUUUUGAUUCCAGAUUAUUGUGUUGAUACUAAUUUAAGAGUAGAGUUAGUACUUUUGCAUAGGUACCGAAGUAAUUUGACUGGAGUAAAGAAGCUAUGUCUCUGUAAU